Messenger RNA from Perca flavescens (yellow perch), 7381 nucleotides. It is a transcript of the gene nrxn1a, whose product is annotated as neurexin 1a. NCBI's taxonomy places the organism in Eukaryota, Metazoa, Chordata, Actinopteri, Perciformes, Percidae. The record is from RefSeq and is a predicted model, not a curated record. The transcript has 22 exons. Bases 638 to 5047 code for a protein of 1469 amino acids.
CUGACAUACACACACACACACACAGACACACACACACGCACAUACACACACAUAUUUGCCCACACACACUCAAGUCUUGCCCUACUAAGACAAGGAGCAGGGGGAGAAUAUUCUGCCAUGAUGGUGUCAUUUCUCUCCAUUACCAAUGUGUGAGCCACACACACACACACACACACACUCAUACUCCGUUGGGAGUUGCCUUCAUGGGGGAUAAGGCCCUAUCUAGGGCACAGAGAUGGAGUUCGCAUCCUAUUCGUCACUUGUCUAGCACUCACGCAGAUGCACACACAAAUACACACACCUGGAAUCUCAUAUGUCAGAAGUGAAGACUGAAAGACUAAAUGGAGUGAAGACAUUAAACAUAUCAGAGAAGACACCAACACUAGGCCAAGGCAAAAGAAGAUUCCUCAAGUGUGCUGUAAGGACGGAGGGAGCUGCUGUUUGACCCCCUCCCUCGCUGGAGCUGUAUUGUAGGAACCUCGACUACCAAGAAAGCAGGGUGCACCUGAGACACAUAGCAAGUGUUUUACAAAGUGCCCUACAGUUGUCACCAUGAGCUGUAGGCUAGAGGGAACACCCCAGCUCUAGCCUCUAUCUCCUUCAGUGUGUGUGUGUGAGUGUGAGAGCGAGUGCGUGUAUGAGUGUAAUGGCUGUGUGUGUUUGGGCGGCAGCCCCCCUGGUCUUCCUGGGGCUGUGCCUGUGCAGCGUGGGGGGCCAGGCCCAAGGGGAGGUCCUGGAGUUUGGAGGGGUGUCCAGCCAGUGGGGGCGGUUCCCAGUGUGGAACGCCUGCUGCGAGAGUGUGCUGAGCUUCAGCCUGCGGACUCACAGCCAGGAGGGCCUUCUGCUCUACCUGGAUGAUGAGGGCUUCUGUGACUUCCUGGAGCUGCUGCUUCUCCAUGGCCACCUCCGCCUGCGCUUCUCCAUCUUCUGUGCUGAGCCGGCAGAGCUGCAAUCAGGUGUGGCGGUGAGUGAUGGGCACUGGCACGCAGUGCGUGUCAAGCGGGACUGGAGGAACACCUCGUUGGAGGUGGAUGGGCGACUGGAGGGAUGGGCGGAAGUGAAGAGCAAGAGAAGAGACAUGACAGUAUUCAGCCACACCUACAUGGGCGGGGUGACGCCAGAGCUCCACUCCUCGCCACUGCGCCUCACAUCCCCUUCGGUACGGGAACACCCUGCCUUUCGUGGCUGGAUCACGGCGGUGAGCGUCAAUGGCUCACUGGCGACGUUGGAAAGCUCAGAGGGCGUCACAGUAACAGCUGGCUGUGAGCCGGAUCACCAGUGCCAAAACGGAGGGGUGUGCAGCGUGGUCAACGACCAGGCCGUCUGUGACUGCUCCAACACUGGUUACCAAGGCAACGACUGCAGCGAAGGUCUGGCACACCUGAUGAUUGGCGACCAAGCUCGCGAGGAGUAUGUUGCCACCUUCAAGGGCUCUGAGUACUUCUGCUACGACUUGUCGCCCAACCCCAUCCAGUCUAGCAGCGAUGAAAUCACGCUCUCCUUCAAGACGCUGCAGCGCAACGGCCUGAUGCUGCACACCGGCAAGUCAGCCGACUACGUCAACCUAGCACUGAAGAACGGAGCCGUGUCACUUGUCAUCAACCUCGGCUCCGGGGCCUUCGAGGCCUUGGUGGAGCCUGUUAAUGGCAAGUUCAACGACAACGCCUGGCACGACGUCAAGGUCACCCGCAACCUGAGACAGGUGACCAUCUCUGUGGACGGCAUCCUGACCACCACAGGCUACACCCAGGAGGACUAUACCAUGCUGGGCUCUGACGACUUCUUCUACGUGGGAGGGAGCCCCAGCACUGCUGACCUGCCCGGUUCUCCAGUCAGCAAUAACUUCAUGGGCUGUCUCAAAGAGGUGGUGUACAAGAACAAUGAUGUACGGUUGGAGCUGUCUAGACUGGCUAAACUGGGAGACCCAAAGAUGAAGGUAAGCGGGGUAGUGUCUUUUAAGUGCGAGAGUGUGGCCACGCUGGACCCCGUGACCUUUGACACCCCAGAGUCUUUCGUGGCACUAAGCAAAUGGUCAGCGAAGAAGGCGGGAUCAAUCUCAUUCGACUUCAGGACCACAGAGCCAAAUGGGUUGAUGCUUUUCAGCCAUGGCAAACCCAGACAGCAGCAACGCAAGGACCCACGCACGCCUCCUACACUCAAGGUGGAUUUCUUUGCCAUUGAGAUGCUGGAUGGGCAUCUUUACUUGCUGCUGGACAUGGGCUCAGGAACCACCAAGACCAAGGCUAUCGACAGAAAGGUCAACGACGGAGAAUGGUAUCAUGUGGACUUCCAGAGGGACGGACGCUCAGGAACCAUCUCGGUGAACAGUGUGAGAACAGCGUACACAGCUCCAGGAGACAGUGAGAUCCUGGACCUGGAUGAGACUUUGUACCUCGGAGGACUACCUGAAGACCGCGCUGGACUCAUCUUUCCUACAGAGGUGUGGACGGCUCUGUUGAACUAUGGUUAUGUGGGCUGCAUCAGAGACCUGUUUGUGGACGGGCAGAGCAAAGACAUCCGGCGGCUGGCGGAGGCCCAGAGGGCGGUGGGGGUGAAGCCCUCCUGCUCGAGAGAGCCGCCCAAACAGUGCCUGUCCAACCCCUGCCAGCACAACGGCAUUUGCAGGGAGGGCUGGAAUCGCUACGUCUGCGACUGCUCUGGGACGGGAUACCUGGGACGCUCCUGUGAGAGAGAUGCGACUAUCCUGUCGUACGACGGCAGUAAGUUUAUGAAGGUUCAGUUGCCUAUGGCAAUGCACACUGCGGCGGAGGACGUCUCGCUACGCUUUCGCUCCCAGCGGGCCUAUGGCGUUCUCAUGGCAACCACAUCCCGUAACUCCGCAGACACUCUUCGUCUGGAGCUGGAUGGGGGCCGUGUCAGACUCACUGUCAACCUAGACUGUAUCAGGAUAAACUGUACAGCCAGUAAAGGCCCAGAGACCAUCUUUGCGGGGUCGGGCCUCAAUGAUAAUGAGUGGCACACGGUGAGGGUAGUCCGGCGUGGCAAGGGCCUCAAACUCACCGUAGACGACCUGCAGCCUGUUGAAGGUCAGAUGGCGGGCGACCACACCCAGUUGGAGUUCCACAAUGUGGAGACGGGUAUUGUGACGGAGAAACGCUUCAUGCCUGCCGUGCCCUCCAAUUUCAUCGGCCAUCUUCAGGGGCUGACGCUGAACGGCAUGCCCUACAUCGACCUGUGCAAGAACGGUGACAUCGACUACUGCGAGCUCAACGCUGUUAUUGGCUAUAAGAGCAUUGUGGCUGACCCCGUCACCUUCCGCUCGCGCUCCAGUUUUGUCACACUGCCCACGCUGCAGGCCUACUACUCCAUGCAUCUCUUCAUGCAGUUCAAGACGACGUCGCCCGACGGCCUUGUUCUCUUCAACAGGGGGGACGGCAAUGACUUCAUAGUGGUAGAGCUGGUUAAAGGCUACCUACACUACAUCUCUGACCUGGGCAAUGGAGCACACCUGAUCAAGGGCAACUCUAACAGUCCCCUAAACGACAACCACUGGCACAACGUGCACAUAUCCAGAGACACUAACAAUCUCCACACAGUCAAGAUUGACACCAAAGUCACUACGCAGACCACCAUGGGUGCCAAGAACCUCGACCUAAAGGGUGACCUGUACAUCGGGGGCGUCUCCAAAGAGAUGUACCGAGACCUGCCUAAGCUGGUCCACUCCCGCGAGGGAUUCCAGGGUUGCCUAGCAACAGUUGAUCUAAAUGGCCGGCUCCCUGACCUUUUGGCUGAUGCACUGGCAACCAUGGGACAAGUAGAGAGAGGCUGUGAAGGCCCCAGCACUACAUGUCAAGAAGACUCCUGCUCAAAUCAGGGAGUUUGUUUGCAGCAGUGGGAAGGCUUCACCUGUGACUGCAGCAUGACGUCAUAUGCUGGGCCACUAUGCAAUGAUGCUGGGACCACUUAUAUAUUUGGCCGUGAUGGAGGUUUGGUGGUUUACACGUGGCCCCCUAAUGAACGUCCCAGCACCAGGGCAGACCGGCUUGCCCUCGGGUUCAGCACCCAACAGAAACACGCCAUUCUGCUCCGGGUGGACAGCGCGUCUGGUCUGGGAGAUUACCUUCAGCUGCAAAUAGACAAAGGCAACAUUAGAGUAGUGUUUAAUGUUGGCACUGAUGACAUCAACAUCGAGGAGAGCUCCAAGUUUGUCAACGAUGGAAAGUACCACAUAAUUCGGUUCACCCGCAGCGGAGGCAAUGCAACCCUCCAACUGGACGACCUGCCAGUCAUAGAGCGCUAUCCCUCAGGCAACAUUGAUAACGAGCGCCUGGCCAUCGCCAGACAGCGAAUCCCCUAUCGGCUCGGUCGAGUAGUUGACGAUUGGCUACUCGACAAAGGUCGCCAACUGACCAUCUUCAACAGCCAGACGACGGUGCGUGUUGGUGGAGGUGAGCGUGAAGGUAUGUUCCAGGGCCAGCUGUCUGGACUCUACUACAAUGGCCUCCGCAUACUCAACAUGGCCGCUGAGGGGCACCCCCACAUCAGAGUGGAAGGAAGCGCACGACUGGUCGGCGACAUGCCGUCCUCCUCCAUCACCCCGCAGUCCAGUGCUGCAGCGGGAGGCAACCGCUCUGACUCCGCCCCCUCCACGAGUGACAUCACAACCACCACGGCCACCAACAGGAAACAGGGGGCCACACAGCAGUCGGUAGACGACCUGCUGGUGGCGUCAGCUGAGUGUCCCAGCGAUGAUGAAGACAUUGACCCCUGUGACCCCAGUUCAGCCCGCCCUCCCCUGCCAGAGGUUAAGGUGUUCCCAGGUCCAUCUGAGGUGGUUCGGGAGAGCAGCAGCACUACAGGUAUGGUGGUGGGCAUCGUGGCGGCUGCAGCCCUCUGCAUUCUCAUCCUCCUCUAUGCCAUGUACAAGUACCGCAACCGCGACGAGGGUUCCUACCACGUGGAUGAGAGCCGCAACUACAUCAGCAACUCAGCCACACAGCCCAACGGCAGCGCCAAGGACAAGCCGCUGGGGAUCGCCAAGAUCUCCAAGAACAAGAAGAACAAAGACAAGGAGUACUACGUCUGAGGCGGAAGACGUCCGACACACAGACAUAUACGCAUACACCUUUAUAUAUAACGGUAUAUGUACAUAAAGAUAUAUUCUCAACAAACAAAAAAAAGCACACAUACACACCGACAUAGACAUGCUGAUGUUAAUGUUUACUCUCCAAUAAUCACAUCUGCACACAUGCUGGCAGGCACAAACAUAUACACAUUCAAGCACACAUACAUUUAAGCACAAACAUACACACACACACACUCAUACAGACUGGCCCAAGGGUGUGGACCCUUAUUGUACAGUAUUUACCAAUGAGAAAAGCCUCUGAAAGAGGCUUGUUUUAAGAACAUAAAAACCAUUCCAAAUGAUUUAAAAAAGCACCAGUUCAACUCCCAGUUAAGAACAAUUUUGGGGCCAGCCAGAUAAAAAGACCAGUCACUCCCCUGCCACAGUAGGACCUCUCCUGUUGGACUUGGAGAGGUCAAGGAAGACUUUUAAGUGAAGCACAUGGCAGACUGAGUGUGUUGAGCGAAAGGGCAGAGCACCAGAACAAAGAUGAUGUAAAAGCACCAAGACAAGCACUAAGUGUCUCUCCCAAGUUUCUUGGCAUUCCUCCCCUUUAGCAGACGGGACUUGAUGAAGCACUGAGGAUGCUGAAGAAACAAGCACACUGACAGUCCAAGUCUAACCCCAAGCAACAUGACAGGGAAUCAAGGUGUAGCAAUAGAGACAGUAAAUUACGAGUUAAUAGGCAGAGGCAGGGCUGGUGCCGUGAAUAUAAUGGAUAGGCUGUGGUGCUGCUGUUUUAUGGCACCCUCUAAAUCACAAAGGUGGAAUCAACGGAAAACGGAGAGAUUUUUCCUGGACAGGAUACUUGAGACUUCAGAUGCUACCUACGGACACCAGUCGUGCAUGACUGCGGUGUCAUCACACACAUACAUACAGCACACAUGCACACACAGAAAAUAUAAACAAUCUAUACCUGCAGACAUACACAUACCUGCAAUGCUAAAGACCGACCAUAUCUUCAUAUCUGACACUGAAGACUAUAAAAGAAGACAAUGGUGAAAAUGACAAUGACCAUUAUGAUAAUUGUUAUGGCAAUGAUAAUGAUGAACAUGAAGAACAUUUGGGCAGUAUAGACUUUUUGGGGAAGGGAGGGGGGGGGUCUUAUUGCACGUGAAUUAUCUUACUCCGUGUGAUUUAUACCGCAUUGAAAUUCCAGAGGUUACACCGUGAUGCACCACCAUCAUAAACUUACCACCUUGGCUUGAAGUAUUUCUAAAUACACACUUCAAAUGGUUUUCAGUCUGUGGGAUUCAACCAUGAUUUAAUCUCUGAAUCGACUCUCAGUUCAAAUCCUUAUUGACAAAGUGUGACCAUCUCGAGUGUGCUGCAUGCCUGAGUCUCUGAACUGUGCUGUGAAGUGGUUGCGUGUCCCACUAAGUCCAGAGGUGGUAGGUUUGUUUGUGGGAGGAGGGAGGGUGUUGUUGUGCAACGCCUGGAUGUGUGCGGCCACCAAAGGCCACGUCCUGUUUUUUAGCCUGAUGUCUUAUAGGCCACUCCCACUAUACCUGCUCUAACCAACCACCUUUUUUUUAGCAAAAAAACAGCCGAGGAAAAGAAUCAAAAACAGAACAAAGUAAAUGUUACCAUGUGUUGCUAAUAGAUAGAAAAGUCCAGUUCAUGAUGCCAUUGACUCUAUGAAAACCUGAGUUGCUUUGAUUUCAUUGCUCUCCAUUUCUCUCUUUCUCUUUGUGUCCUUUUGUCUUCAUGCUAUUGGUUGACUGUUUAUUAUUAAUAUUCAUGACAUGAACAAUACAGGGCAGAUAGAUGGGUUUCCGAUGUGCUACCGUAUAAUUAUCUGUUUAUGGACUUUUGCAGUGUCUGAGCCCUCAACAGCUCAAGAAUUGUAGCUCCAUGAUAUAUCACUACAAACAGUGCCAUGACAUGAACAAGCCCCUCCUGAUCUUGCAAGCAACAUAAUGAACCAGUCGGAUGCAUGCAAAAUGACCAGGGCGAGAACGGACAUGAAAACGACUGUGUGAGAUUUGAAAGUUAAAUGUCAAAAUUAACUUAACAUAUUUCCUUAUUCUUUCUUUCCUCAACUGGCCUUGACCUCCUUUUCCUCCCUUCUCAUUUUCCCCUUGUUUUGUAAGUUUCCCACUCUGCCCUCCCAGUUCCUCCGUGUCUAUCGCUUUCUUUCCCCUCUAUCUCUGUUCUGUUGCCAUCUGAAACAAAGGAGGUGUCUCAACCAAUGGGAUUCUACAUCUAGGUGUUCAUUAACCAUGUUUAUUUUCUAUAUGUACAAUUUUUCUACAGUAUUUACUUUUAUUUUUAUUGUUACGGUUCUUUGAUGAA